Molecule: messenger RNA, 3200 nt
Organism: Dermacentor albipictus
Lineage: Eukaryota; Metazoa; Arthropoda; Arachnida; Ixodida; Ixodidae
Source: RefSeq, a predicted model, not a curated record
UGCGCAUAAAAACAAGGCCUUUGAGAUUGGCUAAUGCUGGCAACGUUGUGCAUGCAACAAAGUCAAGUCACGUUCAAGCAGAAGGCGAGUCAGCCGUCAGCGUUUCGCGCGUUUUCUGGAUUUACCGCAGCAGAGUUUGCAGCGACCUCCGUUGUGGUAUUUUGUUCCUCGGAGGCAUGCCCUCGGAAUCGGAAAAAGGAGGUGAUCAAUAUGCAGUCGUCAAGUUUCCAGAGGAAGGCAACUCUGUGGCUCUUGUACAUACCAAGUGGCUGCAUGGCGAUGUCUGCUUGUGGCCACAGGAUUCCAAGAAUGUUUCGUAUUUAGCAAAAUGUGGAGCCUCUCCAUCCUCCAACUGGCAAGUCGUGCCAUGUGUGCCCAUAGGCACAUUCAGAACAUAUGAUGCAGCGCGACAAAAGCUCAAGCAAGCUGAAGAUGGGUCAGACUUGGGGAGUGAAGUGGACCUGGGACGGGGCAAAAGAAAAAAGCAACGAAGAGCCCUUAGCUCAAGUCCGGAAAGUGUGCAGCGACUACCACUUCCACCGCCCUCUAUGAUGAAAAAAGCACAGAAGAGGGAUGGGAGACGCAUUCACAAGCAGUCAUCACUUGCAUCAACAUCUAGGGCUAAUGAUCCCAAUGUUUGCAGUGAUCAAGGCGCAGUGCAAUGUGCACAAAUGUGUGCUAGCGAGACUUCAGAAUCUGAGGGUGAGGCUGAGUCUGGAGGUGAACAAGAUGCAAUGCAAGAAUCAUCAGGCAUUAAAAGAUCGUCCACAGCUCACUCUUUGAUGAAAAGAGCAAGCCAAAUGGGAAAUACACAGUGCAACAAUGAGAAGUGGCAUUCAAGUCAGUCUGUUGCACCUAUUUCAGAUGAUGGCAUUAAGCAGGUGAUCAGGCUUCUACAAACGGUAAUCUUGAGAGUCGAGCACCUGGGAAGCCAACUAGACGUAAUAAAAGCAAAGCUUUGUGACCAACAACUGCAGCCUGAAGCAGAUUUGUUAGAAAAACCAUUUUGUGACAUCACGGAGUUCGAACUGUUUGAUCAAGGCCUCUCAGAAAGUGAUGCAAUGAAGUCAAAGUUGGUAAGUGUUUUUAGUGGAGUAUUGUUAUACACGAAUUUGAUAAGCGUGAGGUUGACUGACAUAUCUCACGGUAAACUUUUCCAGGUUUCUAUGUAUGAAAUAAGCAAGUAUCCUUGCUUGUAUAUGUAGAAGGUUUUAUGUGCGCUGCAGUUCUUAAUUCCAGGUAGAAAAACGUUUUUUUUUUUCUUCAUGUACCCAAAGGCCCUUUUACAGGCAUUACAUAGGGGGUUACAUAUUACAUAACAUCACGGGGAAUAAAUAUUGAAAAUAUACAAGCGUGAAAUGUACCUGGCUUUUUGCACUUAAAAAACAAAAUGUAAUGUAUAAUAGCCAUAUCUUAAGGGACUAAUUUUGUGAACAGUGUACUUGUAUAUUCCUCAGAUCCAACAUAACACAGUACCUUUCAAAGUCAGUAUUUAUGUCAACUGGUCUUUUGCAAACCUGAAAAUGGUUGUUUCCUUGAACAGAUGGUGUGAGCAAUUACUCAUAUCAGCAACUCGUGUGCGUGGACAAUGAGCCCAUUUCUACAGUUUUCUAGUGGCAUUACCACUAGAAAGCUUCUACAUGCCACUAUGUAUUUGCAUGACUACAUAUCUAGUGGCAUUUAAAAUGUACUGCACAUUCAUAAUUUUUGUCAUUGAUGGUACAGCAGUACAUAAUGUACAAAGUUUCAAUCGUCUGAAAAGCUGGUUGCUACAAAAGGAUUACACGCUUGACAUAUGCUGCCACCUGCACUCGGUUUUCCAUUACACCAAAUAUAUUAGCCUAUCACUUCCGGUUUAUUUAUGAGAAGGAUGAAAGUUGUCCAUGGGUGUGGACAGUCAGACUGAAAAGGGUAUAGCAAUGAUGUUAAAGGUUUUUGCAGUGCCAUUGUAGUGCUUAAGUGCAUAAAUGAAAUAAAACAAGACUACUACUUUGCCUGUCAUUUGGAAUUGCAUUGAACUUUUUUGUGAGAUACUAAGCGCUGACCUCUGAGGUAUAAAACACCGAUGAAAACAUAGUGCCAUGCUAGAAACUUGUAGCAUGUUUGGUAUAAGAUGUAAAUCUUGUUUAGGAUUCUUUAUGCUUUAAAAUCUGCAAUCAUGUUUUAUUGAACCUUGCACUGCAGCCUGAAACUCGCUUUCACUCAGUGGGUGGCUUGAAAAUUCACCUGCUAUAAAAAAUUGCUUAGUGUUCUUUGAAAUGUUGGUAUUCCUGUAAUGGUAUAAAACCUUGUAAAUUCCAGGUACGGGAACUCGCUGCCUUAGGAGGAAGAAAUGUUAGUUUGUCUACGCGUCGCAUUCUUGAAGCCCUGAUGACCCAGGAAGUGGCUGUUCAAUAUAGUUGGCUCGGACAAAAAGGAAAGAAGAAGUUCUUGUCGUUGACAACCUGCGACUUGAUAUAUAGUAAGUACACUUCAGUAUCCUGUUUCUGCUUUUGGCAAGUUUCUUCCCCUUCACCCUGCAGGGAAAUGGACUUCUAGCGUUAAACUACACACAUAAUGUAGCUAUCAGCAGGUUGCUGUGGUGCACCAGGAUAGUUUUCUAAGGCCCUUCAACGCCUUACACCUUUAAGGAGUACUUCUGCUAUUGACUUAUAAUCAUUUUUUAAUUUUGUCUCGACAAGAACUGCGUGUGCACAUUGCCUGAAUACCAAAUAAGCUCACAUUAAAGAGAGCAUGUGUACGAUUGAGCCACUUUCUGUGAAGAACCACAUAGGUGCAUCAUGCGUAAUAUAAAUUGAACAAGUGCUACCUGUUGGCUGAUAAUAUAAUCAGGAGGGCUACACUGGGUGCACACAACACCUUCAAAGGCCAUGUGUGGUUUCUAGCCACAUGUCUGAAACAUGCAAGUUGUGAAGUUUGAAUCUUUCUCCACUAUUAAGCCGACACUAUUUGCUCUUGCUAUAUAAAAUAUUUCAUCACUGGCCUGCUCAUAAACCUUUGCCUCCCAUCAUGGCCAGAUAAGUAACAUAACUGAAUUAAAUGUAUAUUCUGGAAUAUUUUUUAUUGACAGCUAAUAUACAGCAUUAAAUUGUGUAAACUAAACUGCAAGCCACUCAUCUUUUGUUACCCUUUCUGUUACGACCCUGCUCUCUUUUAUGCCAUGACUGACUGUCAAGAUAACUACAGAGCAUCUCCUUAUU